Molecule: messenger RNA, 936 nt
Organism: Lontra canadensis (Northern American river otter)
Lineage: Eukaryota; Metazoa; Chordata; Mammalia; Carnivora; Mustelidae
Product: olfactory receptor 52J3-like
Exons: 1
Coding region: 1-936 (311 amino acids)
Biological process (GO): G protein-coupled receptor signaling pathway
Cellular component (GO): membrane
Molecular function (GO): G protein-coupled receptor activity; olfactory receptor activity
Source: RefSeq, a predicted model, not a curated record
AUGCCCCAUCAAAAUAUAACCAUCUUCCAUCCAUCCACCUUUUUUCUUUUAGGCAUCCCAGGGCUUGAGACUGCCCAUGCCUGGAUUUCAUUGCCAUUCUGUUGUAUUUACUUUAUGGCUCUUAUUGGCAAUGUCACAAUCUUGACAGUCAUAUGGACAGAAAGAACCCUCCGGAAUCCAAUGUUCUUCUUUCUUGCCAUUCUAUCAGCCAUAGACCUGGCCCUCUCUACAACCUCAGUGCCACGAAUGUUGGGUAUCUUUUGGUUUAAUGCUCAUGAAAUUGGCUUUGGAACUUGUGUGGCCCAGAUGUUUCUCAUACACACCUUCACUGGAAUGGAAUCUGCUGUUCUGCUGGCUAUGGCCUUUGACCGCUAUGUAGCCAUCUGUGACCCCCUCCACUAUACAACUAUCCUGACAGUCCGAGUGUUGUCAGGAAUUGGAGUAGGGGUUGCCCUGAGUGCAGUCGUGCUCACACUGCCCAUGAUCUACCUAAUCCACCGUCUACCCUUUUGCAAUGCCCGCAUUAUUGCCCACACCUACUGUGAGCACAUGGGCAUUGCCAAGUUGGCUUGUGCCAACAUUCAAAUCAAUGCUAUCUAUGGUCUCUUUGUUGCUUCCUUCCUUGUUCUUGUCCUGGUACUUGUUGGAAUCUCCUAUGGCUACAUCCUCCAUGCUGUAUUCCGCCUCAAAUCGCAAGAGGCCCGCCACAAGACGCUGAGCACGUGCAGUUCUCAUGCUGCAGUCAUGUUUGUUUUCUAUACACCCUCUCUUUUCUCCUUUCUCACUCACAGAUUUGGCCAAAAAAUACCCUCUUAUGUCCACAUUCUUGUUGCCAACAUCUAUGUGGUCCUUCCACCAGCCCUCAACCCUAUCAUCUAUGGGGUAAGGACCAAGCAAAUCAGAGAGUGUGUGAGCCAAGUAUUUAUUGGGAAAUAA